This is a messenger RNA of Mercenaria mercenaria, 1303 nucleotides long. RefSeq lists its product as uncharacterized. The transcript has 4 exons. The coding region runs from base 33 to 449 and encodes 138 amino acids. NCBI's taxonomy places the organism in Eukaryota, Metazoa, Mollusca, Bivalvia, Venerida, Veneridae. The record is from RefSeq and is a predicted model, not a curated record.
ACUGUGAAGACUAUGCGCAAAAAGUAAAAAGGAUGUCGGAUGACUGCAGCAGAGCAUCUGAGAGUAAUGUUACAAGCAAACUAAUGGAUGCAAAGUUCUUCAGUCAGAAUCUUGACCAGUACUUCUGGUACGAUUCCUGUUAUGAAUACAACGACGCUAACCAGUGCACAAUCCGCUACUUGGAUCUUCUAGUUAGGAAGGAUCGAUACCCUGAUUCGGACGAGAACGACAGUGAACUUGACCUUCAGGGACUACCAUGGCAUCAAAUAGUUUCUGAUCUUAAAAAUCACUUCAAUAUGAAAAUCUCGGAUGUGAAAAUGAAAUUUUCGUGGAAAGGACCAGAAUGCGGAUUUGACGGAAAGAUCAUACAUGAAACAAGCACUGCAACUCGAGGAGGAAUGAAUGUCUUGGCAUUGUUUCUCAUUUUGAUUAUAACAUGCAUGUUUUAAAAAUUUAUCUGUUUGUAAUAUGUUAAUUCUGUUACUAAGAACAAAAAAAUCAACUUCACGUAAUGUAAGAAAAGCGCCAAACCAUAUUUUAGUCUCUUUGUAAAUUUACUACUGUAAAAUGUGUAAAAUUUACAAGGGUUUACUUUUCAAAUUCAAAAUUCUAGUGAAUAAUAACAAACAUCAUCGGGAAAAGUACUGAUAAACUGCUAUGAAGCGCGAAGUCUUCAUAACAAGUGAAAGUGCUUUUUUGUUGUCCGUCAAAUCUCAAAAAUAAUGCAUACAUUACACUAAGUCUACAGUAAACAUAUUAGCAACCGUGGUUCAGAUGGUACAUACCUUUUCUGAUGAUGGUCAUAUGAUAUGACUUGAAUAAUCUUGAAAGGUGUGUCUUUGUUGUUAGGAACAGAAUUUAUGUAUUGUAUCACGUGCAUGUUCCUUAUUCAUCAACGUUUUAACAAAGCUAAAAAGAUUUUGCUGUGUCUUUUUGUUAAAGAAGCACAUACUGUAACGAGACGUUGCAUAAGAGUAACCUUUCCAGCUAUAUGCUGCUGAGCGAAGUAAACACAAUUUAAGAUAAACAAGUAAUAAAAAAUUAAAUAGAUGACAUUGUGAAUUAUAUAUUUAAUUUGCUUUAAAAUCAUUGAUGUACAUGGUUCCAUACAUGUGACCCAGGUUAAAUUUUUUCGUUCAUUGUGUUCUCAAAAUUCAUUGCAACCUUAUGUAUAUGUAAGCUAGUGAAACAAUAUCACUUGCUAUACAGGUUAUGCACAUUUUUUGAACGUCUGUUGUCAGUGUUUUUAUCUGCCUGCUUGUUUGCUUAUACGCACUUCUGAUUAAAGAUAUAUUUAAAGCCA